Pocillopora meandrina is the source of this 17984-nucleotide messenger RNA. The record is from the annotation of a GenBank genome assembly. Lineage: Eukaryota; Metazoa; Cnidaria; Anthozoa; Scleractinia; Pocilloporidae.
ACUAUACGCUUUUUUGCAGUUCCACCAAGUUUAGUUACUACUCCAGUAAACCAGACCAUCAUGGAGGGCACCACAGCCACGUUCCACUGCACAGUCACCGGUAACCCUGUUCCAAAGAUAACAUGGACAAUGAAUGGAAAGACAGUAGGAUCAGGAGAAACACUGAGCUUUGAAACAAACAGGAAUCAGUCUGGGAAAUAUUGGUGCUCAGCGAACAAUGGAUUAGAUGUUAUUGCCAACGCAAGUGCUAAUCUCGAUGUCCUGUGUAAGUGAACUGCUACACUAUUGGAGCAACACUGCGCUUAUUCUGUGCUGAGAGAAGCUAAGUAAUUGUACAACUCUUUACGGCUGCGGGUUGUGCUAAAUAAAAGCUGUGCAGCUCUUUACUAAGACGACGACAAAGCGCGUUCACAUACCGUAAUGUAAAACAAAAUGAAUGGUAACGGAUAAUCAGGACAGUCAAGGAACAAUUUCACAGGUGGCCCAAGAGCCUUCUUCUAAAAACAAAAAAUUGCCUGAAUUGCAAGAAAGACAAGGUUGUUUAAGCUCUGCAUUUGAUUGGUUCAGAGCGGGGUCCGUGUUCCCUGGUUCAAUCUUAAAGUAAAGUAAGGGAAAACUAAUGAAAUCCAUAAUGACGUUCGAGUUUCAAUUGAGAAUUGUUUAAAGCACAUGGUAAAGAAGGCCACAUAUACAUUUGCUACAUAGUACUCACCUUUAAUUUUGCCUUUUCGGUUCAGAUAGGCCAAGUUUGACCACCACUCCGACAAACCACACCGCUCUUGAGGGUACCCUAGCGACAUUCCUCUGUGUGGCUGAUGGAAAUCCAACCCCAACGAUAACAUGGAAGAAAGAUGGGAAGACUUUGACUCACGGAGACACACUGAGCUUCGAAACAAACAGAACUCAAUCUGGCGAAUAUGUUUGUUCAGCAGAGAAUGGCUUGAAUUCUACUGUUAGUGCAAGCGCACAUCUCAACGUUCAAUGUAAGUAUUUGAUUUAAUUCCUGAGCCAUUUCGAUAAAUUACUCUGUGAUUCACGAGGCCAUGAUAUCUUUAUUUCUAUUUCAGACACAACUAGUUUAAUCACCAAACCAUCGGACACAGUAGUCAUGGAAAACCAAGAAGUGAAUCUUCAAUGUAGUGCCAUUGGGAACCCAACUCCAAAAAUAACGUGGAUCAAAGACGGGGAGGAAGUAGACACAGGAAAUAAACUCAGCUUCAAGGCCCUUAGGAGUCAAAGUGGAAGAUACUGGUGUUUGGCACAAAAUGGCUUAGAGGACAGUGUUAAUGCCAGUGCUUAUCUGGAUGUACAGUGUGAGUAUAAAAACAACGAAAUGAAGGGGAACAGCAACUUUGAAAUUCAGCUUACAAGUUUGUUAUUUGUACAAGGGUUUCAAGUGUUUUUCCGUAAAAGGCUGUUGAUAGGGCAGAAGGCGGCUGUGCCCAAAAAAGGGGCAGUAAGGCAAAACCUAAACACAUGAGCCUGCGGUAAGAGAUAGCCAGUUGUUCCUAUCUUCUGGUAACAGUACACUUCACACAUUUCCCGAACUAACAGAUGGCUCUCCGUGAAAAAAGUGUAUCAAAAUUGAACAUUAAUGACAUAAAGGUAUUUAUUUAUUUCAGUUCCACCAAGUCUAAUCACAACACCACUUGACCAGAGAGUUAUUGAAGGAGCCAAAGCAACAUUCCACUGCAAUGCCACAGGAAACCCAACCCCACAAAUAACAUGGAAAAAAGAUGGGGUGGUUGUUGCUGAAGGAGAAAGUCUGAGCUUCGAAACCAACAAGAAUCACUCUGGAAAAUACUUGUGCAUUGCAGAAAAUGGAUUGAAUUCUACUGCAAGUGCCAGUGCAAAUCUUGACGUUCAAUGUAAAUAAAUUCAACUUGCAUAUACAUGUAUCUGUAGAGUAAAGGAUCCAUGUGAUUCAAAAAAACUUAAAAAUUGCUCCUCUCUACCGUGUUCUUAUCUGAGUCGGAAAGUUUAAGGAGCUACUUUCUUAUUACAGCCUCACCCUAUUCCGUUUCAGACACGGGCUGAUUAAGGAGGCCUAUAUCUAGUAAAGGCAUUGUCAGUCUAUCCACUCGAGGCCUUCCACUUUCCACUGCUAGUUAAAUAUGAAGCUUGCAUGAUGGCUUGCAUUGGCCAUGAGAAAAAAAAGACCCACAUAUGAGAUUGGGGAUCUUGCGUAAAGCGUUAUGCAUACUCAAAAGUAUCAAUACUUCUGUCAUUCCAAAAGCAGGGAGUCUGAAUGAAGAACGUGUAUUUUUUUUUUAGUUGCACCAAGUUUGAUCACAACACCAACUGACCAAACAGUUAUGGAGGGAGCCGAAGCAAUAUUCUUCUGCAACGCCACAGGAAAUCCAAUCCCAAAGAUAACAUGGAUGAAAGAUGGAGAGAUCGUAGGUCAGGGAGACACACUCAGUUUUGGAACCAGCAGGAAUCAGUCUGGAAAAUACCUGUGUUCAGCAGAAAAUGGACUUAACUCAACAGUGAAUUCCACUGCUAAUCUUGAUGUUCAAUGUAUGUAUCUGUUGACAAUUUUGAAAAAAAUUUCUACAUUGAAGUAUAGUUGUAGAUCCCUUCAUAAUUUCUCGCAUUUUAUUCCUAGUUCCUCCAAUGUUUUCUACCAAACCAUCUGAUAAGACUGUCAUGGAAAGUGAACAAAUCACUUUCCACUGUACAGCCACUGGAAACCCAACCCCAACGAUAACAUGGCUAAAAGACGGAAACCGUUUGGCCGAGGGAGAAACGCUGAGUCUCACAGCCAACAGAACCCACUCUGGAAAAUACUGGUGUUUAGCAGACAAUAAUUUAGAUACAACAGUUAACACAAGUGCUUCCUUGGAUGUGCAGUGUAAGUACACAUCAGUACGCAGUCAGCUCUUUCUCUGUAGAACACUGAAUAAAAUGGCAGAGUUUCUUCCAUUCAAAUUCUUUGCUCACAUUUAAUAUCUAAACUAUUCUGAUCAAAGAUCCUCAGUAACACAGACACUUGGCAUUGAACAAAAAGGAGUUAGUCUUUGAGGGGGCUGACUGAAUGUACAGUAGAACCCUGAUAACCCAAACUCCUAACGGAAACGAAAAUGGUUGGAGCUUCACGUGGCAGGAAUUCGAGGUAGCUGGUUUUAAAUGACCAAGAAAAUAGGGUCAAGGGAAAUUCGAUCUUGUUUGGGUUACCAGGGGGUUUGACUCAACGGAAUUCAAGUUAGUGGGGUUCUACUUAAUAUGUUUAUCAUUAAAUAGUUGCCCAGCAUAAUGCAAUGGUCAGCUGGAUGAACUUUAGGAUCAACCCCUUAUUUUAUUAUCUAUUUGAUGCCCCAAUUUGUCCUGCAUGCAAUUACCAUAUUUAAGUAAUAACUGGAUAAAUACAUCAAGAUAUAUGUGUACCUUUUUUUUUCAGUUACACCAAGUUUAAUCACAACCCCAGAAGAUCACACAGUCAUGGAAUCUGAAACUGUAACAUUCUAUUGCAAUGCCACUGGCAACCCAACCCCGAGGAUAACAUGGAUUAGAGAUGGGAAGACUAUUGCUGAUGGAAACAUUCUGAGUCUUGAGACCAACAGGAAUCAGUCUGGAGAAUACUGGUGUUCAGCAGAGAAUGGACUUAACUCAACUGUGAAUGCCAGUGCUAAUCUUGAUGUUCAAUGUUAGUUUUGAUCAAAAACUUAAUAUUUUCUAAAUAUAUUUUAUUAACUAUUAAAUUUUCAACACGAAAAACAAUUGUCAUGCAAAGUUCAGCCAUCUUUCCUAUCUAUCAUGGAUAAAAUUUAUAACCAGGCAGACGUCAUGUGAGGGUAUAAGAUAACAUUGUAAUAAGUUAUAGUUUUGAAAUUCAAUGUUUAAAUAUGUAUGUUAUGUAUCUAAUGUACACUAAUAAGAAACACAACUUCUGCACAAUAAUUUGUAUCAUUAACUCUACAGUUCCUCCUAGUCUCAAAAUCAAACCACAGGAUCAGUCAAUUGUGGAAAAUAAGGAAGUGACUUUCCACUGCACUGCCACUGGCAACCCACCUCCAACUAUAACAUGGAUUGAAAAUGGGAAGACUGUGGCUCAGGGUGAUUCUUGGAGUUUUAUAGCUAAAAGAAAUCAUUCUGGAAAAUACUGGUGUUCUGCAACAAAUGGAUUGGAUAAAACAACCAAUAGUAGUGCCUACCUUAAUGUACAAUGUAAGUAUGGCUGAAAGGUGUUUGUAACUUAAUUGUAAGCAAUAUCGAUAAAUAAAUGCCCCAGACUUCCAGUAAUCUUAGUAAUGGCAAUUGUGCGCAAUUAUAAAUUUGAGGGGACAGAGAGGGAGGAUCUUGGUUGAAGCAGUGGGAUACAUAACUUCUCAAAAAGGUUGUGCAUAGAAAGCCUUCUGAGAGGAAGUCUGUUUUUGUACACAACAACAAGAAGGUUGAACUCAAUUUGAUGUCCCAAACAAGAACAAUAUCAUAGCCAUCACAAUGCAUUAGAAAUUUUUAGAUCAUUAAUUCACUGUAGUCAUUCAGUUUGGUAUACAUUCUUGUAUGAUCUUUUUCAGUUGCACCAAGCUUAAUUAUUACACCAGCUGACCAGACAGUACUUGAAAGUGAAACAGCAACCUUUUACUGCAAUGCCACUGGAAACCCAGCCCCAAAGAUAUCUUGGAUAAAAGAUGGGAAGACUGUGGCUCAUGGAGAAACACUGACCUUUAAAACAAACAGAACUCAGUCUGGAAAAUAUUGGUGUUCAGCAGAGAAUGGGUUGAAUUCUACUGUCAAUGCUAGUGCUAGUCUUGAUGUUCUGUGUAAGUACUUUGCAAGAAUUUUAUAAUUUUCAUAUUGUUAUCACAAAGAGUUUUUAGGCCAUAUUUCUUGCUAAUCUCUGAGUUUUCUUUGGAGUGGUAUUUGAUUUAUUUAGCCGGCCAUACAAAGAUAUUCCACCCACUAAAUUGACCUAACAUAGUGCACAUUCUAACAGAGAGAUAUUAUAUAUUGAUCGACAGUCAGGGAAUACUUAGUGCAUACAGUAUAUGUAUUCUACUGACAGUUUUUCAGCAGUUGCCUUAAGGUCAAUGACCAUUAAUCUGCCUGAGUACAAGAUGGAAUGUCAGCUAAUUGUUGAGAAAUUGAGAUUUGGGCUGAACAUUUAUUUUUGUAUCAGUUUACCACAGAUGAUCUUUAGGUUGAGUAUUACUCAAACAUCCAUUUGCUGUAGACCAACUAAAGUUAGGCUACUUAUGUGCUGAUCAAUUCGAAGCUUCAAUUACCACAUCCCCCCUCCCAUAAACCAAUCUUUGAAAGUUCAAAUGCCCCAGGGGCUGGGAUAUUGAAGCUUUGAAUUGAUUGGCAUAUUACACCACUCAUGAACCAGUUUCUGCAUCAUAUUAAAAAACUGUAUUGCACAAUAUGCCAGUUGUCUAUAUUCUAAGUGUUUAACCUAAUUUUUUUACAGUUCAACCAAGUUUCACAACUGAACCAUCCAAUCAAACAAUAGUUGAAAAUGAAGAGGUUAAUUUACAUUGCAUGGCCACUGGAAACCCAAUCCCUGAGAUAACAUGGAUCAAAGAUGGGAAGACUGUGGCUCAAGGAGACAAACUGAGUUUCAAAGCUAACAGAAGUCAUUCGGGAGAAUACUGGUGUAAAGCUGGAAGUGGUCUAAAUAUCUCUAUCAAUGCUAGUGCUUACCUGGACGUCCAAUGUAAGUGAAUGACUGUUUUGAAGUAGAUUUAGAGCUGUACACUAAAGUUAUCUUACUAGUCUUUUCCUAUACAAACAGACCAAAAAGGAAACAGAGGAAAUAUGAAAUAAUCUGAUACUUAUUGACUAAGUAUGGUUUUCACUGUAAUAGGUACAGAAGUCGACAUAUGCAUACAUGGCAUACCUUAGUUACCUAUAGAAAAGCUACCAAAGAUUUCGUAAACAGACAACUGCCUUAAAGGCCAGUUUUAUAUUCUACAAAGACACGCAUUCAUAUAUGCUUUUACAUUUUCAUGCUGGUUGAGCACUCUUCAAAUGUCCACACGACGCGCGUUUACCUAUACCUCCAUGAAGCUAGAAAUCUACUCCCUGAGUUAUUGAGAACCCUGAAUACGGCCAAAUCGAUGUUGCUUCUUUAGUAAAUUCUUUCUGAGCUAACAUUUUACUUACUAAGCGAAGCUGUCCAAGCAAGUUCUCGAUUUUAGUGGUGUUUGACUGUAUUUUCGAGCCCACGUUUGUAGCCUUCUCGUAUUUCAAGCGCGAUGUUUACCUCUUUCGUGUUUACGUUGUGUAAAGAUCACGAAGAACACCAUGUUAUUCAAAGGUGUGGCUGCUAAGCUCUAAUUGGAAAAAAAAUGAAGAUGGCGGUACUGUCGAGUGUGACAGUACUUACGCACGUAAACGGUGUGUGUAGGCGAUCUGUAGUUUACGCUGGGUGUAUCUCAAAAGGGAAUGCAGCAGCGAAAGUUUUUCGAACCCUACCGUGGAAAAGACGGGGAUCUCAAGAGGAAAAUAGCUCGUUUCGCAUUUCAAAACUAAGGUUUGGGGAUAAGAAGUUAUAAAUUUAACUCAAGUUAAUAGCUAUGGUCGAGUUAAUUUGAGUACUAUCCAUAGCGAUCAGACCUCGACACUUAAUUACUUUAUUGCAACGUAUUAUUUACUGCAUGUUCCAUUGGUGCAUUUAUAUAAAUUUCGACUCGAUUUGACUGCCUAUUGUUUGACGUUUCCUCUGGACGAUAAUUAGAUUAGAAUUGCCAGAAAUAUUCUGGGGUUUGGGACAUGAUUUGAUGCUACUUUGGUUUACAGAUUUAAUGAAUGUAACCGAAGAAGUUACAAUUCAUAGACCCAACGUUUCGACACUCCUGUCUAGUGCCUUCAUCAGGGGUGAUCCAAAUGCUGUAACAAGAGGUCCUUUCAUAUUCUGGGGUUUCCCUGCCUAGCGAGGCGACGAGGGCGGACUGUUCGCCUCUCAACUCUCAACCUUGGUUUUAGUUUUGCCUAAAGGUUGGUCAAUCACUAAGUUUUGGGCAGCAAAACCAGAGCAAUUCCAGUGUUAAAACUUUCAGUCCAAAACCAAAAACAAAAAUAAAAAACAAAACAAAAAACUAAGGAACAACCUAACAGGUUACAAGCUCAGCGCCCAAACAACUAAGCUACACUGCCUCUAAUUCUACGUACUAAUACAGUGAGUUGAGAAUUUGUAUCAUUUGAAGAAACUGAAAAUUUUGACAGAAUGUUGGAUCAAUAUAAGUAACUGGGCAACUACCCACCUACCCCUCCCCUAAACCAACAUUAACCCUAAUUUGUCAUUAAUUGACUGCCGUUGGGUUAGGGGAGGGGUAGGUGGGCAGUAGCCCAGAUACUGAUAUUGAUCCAAAAUGUUAAACAAGUAAUUAUUCAAAACUUGUUAUUAAAAAGCUUGCCGAAUUUCAUUUCUUGAGAAAUUUUAAGCUCAUAUUGUGUUUCCAUUUUUUGUUUAGUUGCACCUGGUUUAAUUACGGAACCAGUUGACCAAACUGUUACUGAAUCGGAAAAUGUAACAUUCCACUGCAAUGCCAUCGGGAAUCCAACUCCAAAGAUAUCAUGGAUGAAAGAUGGGAAGACUGUGGCUGAAGGAAAAACACUGAGCUUUGAAACCAACAGGAAUCAAUCUGGAAAAUACUGGUGUUUAGCAGAGAAUGGACUAAAUUCCACUGUUAAUGCAAGUGCCACUCUAGAUGUCCAAUGUAAGUUGGUUAAACAUGAUUAUAAAUCUUACAUGAAUUAUCUAUAUUGCAUCUUUUUUUAACUUCUUGGUAAUGAAAAAAACCCAAACAAUGAACUGUAAUUAGAGCUAUAUUUUACUUUUAUGUAUUAGAAACUCAUCUGACUUUAGCAGGGGGUUUCAAGAAAAGCAUGCACUGGUGAUCUGUGGUCGCCUAAAAGACCUCUUGCUGCUGUCUGUUUAGUAUAUGUAAUCACAUGAGGCCAAGUACUAUUAAGGAUUAAUUGCACGAGAGUUUUCAAAAUUUUCCAAAAUUGCCCGAGUCGCGAAGCGACGAGGGCAAUUUGCAAUAAAUCAAAUAAAUCAGUUGGAAAAUUUUGAAAACUCAAGUGCAAUUAAUCCUUAAUAGUACGAGGUCUCAUGGGAUUACUUGUUUAUCAAUAAAGGGCAAAAUUUAUAUGAAGGAAAAUCACGCGCGCAGUCUAUUUUUAUCUGGGAAGCCUGUUUAGCGCUACGGCAAAUCAUUAAUCAAAUUGAACUGACCAAUCGAUUCAAUGAAAUUUUAUUCUCCAAAACUGUGUCGUGAUACACUGCCAAAAGUCUAGAAAACAAAGCUUAUUUCAACAGAGCGUUUCUGCCAACAGAAAAACAACAAAGUGCUUUUAACUGAACAAGGUAAUCAUGCCCUCUCUUGAUUACUAAAAAUGCCCUCGAUUAAGAAAAAAUGCCCUCUCUCUCAACCAAUCAGCGCUCAGUAAUUUUGCCCUUUAUUGAUAAGUCUGCAAACAGGUCCUUGUGUUCAGGUUGUUUUCCUGGUAAAGCUGCAUAUUACAUCCUCGACAGCCACAAUUCUUGAAACCCUUGCUUAAGUACUUUAUGAUGGAUCAGUUUAACUGCUUCUGUUUGACUUCAUUAAAGGAACAAAACUAUAAACCUGGAUACAAAUUUUUAAGAUUCAACAGCUUAUUCAUAAAUUUGUUGUGCUCCUAGUUCCACCCAGUUUUACCACCAAGCCUUCUAACAAGACCGUUGUUGAAAAUAAGGUGGUGGCAUUUUACUGUGCUGCCAUUGGUAACCCUGUUCCAAAAAUAACCUGGAUGAAAGAUGGAAAGGUAGUAUCACAAGGAGAGAGUCUUUCCUUUGGAGCGAUCAGAAGUAAGGCUGGAAAGUACUGGUGUUCAGUGAAUAAUGGCUUGGGUGUUGCUGUCAACGCAAGUGCUCAUCUGGAUGUACAAUGUGAGUAUUGCAAUUUCAUUUUGGAGAAAUGAACAGACUCAUUGAGUACAAAGCCAGAACAAAAGGCCACAGAUAAAUAUAUUGUCAUUUUGUCAUGAAUGCCAUUAAGACAUACAAGUCAGGAAUAAUUCUUUUUUUGCCUAGGAGAUUUACUCUUUGCCAAUUGUUGAUUUUGUGCUAAAAACCACUUCCAGAGAUUGGAAAAGGCUAAGGGGAUUUUAUUUGGAAGGGAUUCCAUGGAUUUUACACAAAUUUUACUGUAUGAAGAUUUUAGAUAUAUGAAAAUUCAUAUAUUUGCACUGCGGUGGAGAGAUGAAAUUAAGAGAUCCUCGCAGCUAAGAACACUACUGAAACGAGCAGUUGUAAAUAGGACCUGAAAAAAAUUCAGGCCCGUACGGGAUUUGAACCCAUGACCUCUGUGAUACCGGUGCAGCACUCUACCAAUUGAGCUAACAAGCCAACUGGGAGCUGGUCAAUGAAUUGGGUCCAAAUAAACAUCCAAGUGAAUGAAGAUUUUAGAUAUAAUCUAAAAUCUUCAUUUUCUUGAAUUUUUUUCAGGUCCUAUUUACAACUGCUCGUUUCAGUAGUGUUCUUAGCUGUGAGGAUCUCUUAAAUUUUACUGUGUUUUACAAAUAUCAAUUCAAUAUUCUAUAAUUUGGCAGUUGCACCAAGUUUAAUCACAAAACCAACAAACCAGACAGUAAUUGAGUCCAAAACUGUAACAUUCAACUGCUCUGCUACUGGGAACCCAACCCCAAAGAUAACUUGGCUAAAAGAUGGGACUACUGUUGGUCAUGGAGAAACACUGAGCUUUGAAGCGAACAGGAAUCAAUCUGGAAAAUAUUGGUGCACAGCUGAGAAUGGAUUGAGUGUGAUUGUGAAUGCCAGUGCUAUUCUUGAUGUACAAUGUAAGUGAAAAUUUUGCAUUUACGUAGAUAUUUGGGUAGACAUGGAAUAAUUCUUUAACUUCCAAGAUGUCCUAUUGGCUUGUGAAUUCCCCCCUCUAGCUGGUACACAUUUCCUUGUAAAUCAGUGAGAAGAAUUUAGUGGUUAUCAAGAUAACAACAUCUGCCUGAUAAGUUUAAAUAUUUUUGUUACUAGUUUGCUGGAUGAUAUCUGGAUAUCAUGUGGAGAAGUAACAUGUACAUGUUAAUCACAUUUGGGAGUUAAAAAAUGGAUUUAGGCAACAAAGGGCUGCUUUUGAUUAAUGCAGCCAUGUAGUAUUUGUAAGUUUUUUUUUGAGCUAUGUCAAUCAAGAACUUCCAGUGCAAGUCUUUGAGAAACAGUUAACUGUUAGCUAUUUUUCAGUUAUUUUUUUAAAGAUAUAUCUCUAUUGACUGAUGAAAUGAUUUUUCCCUAGUGAAAGGGUAAUUAUUACUCUUAAACUUUACAUAGCCUGUUUUUUUUUAUCAUUAAUGAGUAUAAUCAAAUUGUUUUAGUUCCACCAAGCAUAAUAACCAGGCCAUCAGAUCAAACGAUCAUUGAAAACAAAAGGAUAACCUUCCACUGUACUGCCACUGGGAACCCAAUUCCAAAGGUAUCAUGGCUGAAAGGUGGAGAGACUGUGGCUAAAGGAGAAACACUGAGCUUUGAAGCCAACAGAAAUCAAUCAGGAAACUACUGGUGUUCAGUAGAAAAUGGUCUGGGUGUCACAGUGAACACCAGUGCCCACCUUAAUGUACAAUGUAAGUGAUGUAUAGCAUAUUUGCCCUUUCACUUCCAGGAGUGGUCAAAAAGGAAUUUCUUCCUACAAUUUCUAUGAUGGAAUGAAAGUCUUCAAUGGUUAGCCUUUGGCCCUUUUGAGGAUUAAUUUAGAAGAUGAAAUUAGGACAUAUAAUAAUGAAUGAAUGUCUUUUCUAGACCCACCAAGUUUGACCACAAAACCAGUUGAUCAGGUUGUCCUUGAAGGCAAAGAAACUACCUUCCACUGUGCUGCAGAUGGGAACCCUGUGCCUGAGAUAAAGUGGAUGAAAGAUGGCAAGACUGUGGCUACUCAAGGAUUGCUUAUCUUUGAAGCUAUGAGGAAUCAAUCUGGGGAAUAUUGGUGUUCUGUGGAAAAUGGACUGAAUUCUACUGUUAAUGCUAGUGCUACUCUUGAUGUUCAGUGUAAGUGAGAAUGCUAUAUCUUAUUGAGAAUUUCUAUGGACUCUGAGGCUGCAGGGAUGUCUACAGGUGGACCAGUGUUCUUGAAUGCUGAAGUUUCCUGUUCCCCACAGGAAAUAAAAUUUAGCCAAGCUGAGUGCUGAUCCAAUUUUUAUCUCCAUCACCAAUGCACAACAGUUACACGUGUGAUACUUUAGUUUUACACUAUCUCCAGUUUGUGUACUUUUGAAGAGUAGAGGUUGAUCAGUUGAGAAGGAGCAAAGCUUUUCAGGAUUAUGUUUUGUCAUUGAAUCCUUUUUUCUGUCCCUCCAGUUCCCAUGCAUAAAUCUUUCUAAGUACCUGACUUAACUGCAAUGUUAUCACUCCUAAAACAUCUUUCCUAGUAUUGCGUCAAUUGGCAGCUACCUCAAGUCAUAGGGUGUGGCUGAUCUACUUUGGUGACCUCUGGCACUCCUCACUGCCAUUGCUUUUUAGGUUUACCAUCCCUGUGCAAAAGUCAAAUCCAAGUUCUUGUUAUCAGCUUGAUUUUAUAAGUACUUAUUGAGGUCUGAAACACCAAGCAGACUCAGCACUAGGGCAUGUGUAGGCUGGGGGUUUUGCCAAGAAGGAAUCAUAGUCUUAUAUCAAGGAAUAGUAGUCACAAGGCCUUUCUCUUGAACCUCUCUUACAGAUUUGCCAAAUUUUGUGAACAAGCCUGUUAACCAAACAGUAAAAGAGACUGACAUGGUAACGUUUCAUUGCAAUGCCACUGGAAACCCGUUGCCAAAUGUAACUUGGUACAAGGAUGGAAAGACUGUGGCACAUGGAGAGACACUAAGAUUUGAAAGCAACAGGAAUAAUUCUGGACAUUACUGGUGCAUGGCAGAGAAUGGCUUAAAGACAGUAAUGAACACCAGUGCAUAUCUUGAUGUGCUUUGUAAGUAGAAAUGCAAAAUAGCUUGAUUAUUUGUCCAUAUUAUUUCUGUAGGGGUGAUUGAGAACAUGUUUGAUUGAGUGGAAUAAGCACAAUUUGUUUAGUGUUAUUUCUAUUUUGUAAUACAAAUAUCAAUACUUUCAAAGGUAGUCUACAUUCCCCUGCUAUAGUAGUUUGACUUCACUUAACACUCAAAAAUCGACUUGUAUUUAAAAAUGCAUCCACAGUAUUAUAUGAGGAAUCAAUGGUAAAAUCCCAGAAUUGUGGGAUUCUUUGAUCAUUCACUCUGACAAAGGGCUAACAUUUGAAGCUUAGUUUUGGAAACUUGGUAUGGUGGCCACUUUACAUUUUUGACUCAGUUGAUGCACCAAGUUAUCUUAUAAUGCCUGCUAUCAGUGCAGCACCACAGUUUUGAUCAUAAGUUUGCAAAUCUAAGACAGAAAGUGAGACUCGUUAUUUCUGACGUUUUAUACAGAGCUGUGAUAUCCUCUUUUAUGUUUGUUUGUAACUACGUAUCAACUUCCACAGUAAAAUGCUUUUAAAUCACAACCAUCAUAACCAAAUUUUCUUCACUCACAACAAUAAAUCUAAGCUUAUCUAUCGACAUUUUGAGCAAGAGACUGGGUAAGAAAUAAAAAUCUCAGAACUCAAGAACUUGUAAAGAAAUGUGAGACUCCAAGAACAAAUUAAAAUUACCUAUGAAUAAGACUUUUGGACAUCUUUUAAGGAGAUUUUGAGAUCGAGUAAAAAGUUUUCAAGACUUUUGAUUUUCUAAGGAAGCCUCUGCUAAUCUUGCCUGUGACUAUCCUUUCAAUGUAUCACAACUGAUUUUCUUUGUUGCAGUUGCACCAAGCCUAACCACUGCACCCAGUAACCAAACAGUUCUUGAGUCGGAUGAAGCAACUUUCCAAUGCAUUGCCACUGGUAACCCAACCCCAAAGAUAACGUGGACUAAAGAUGGGAUGACUGUGGGUUCUGGAGAGAUUCUAAGAUUCCCAGCAAGCAGGAACCAAUCUGGGAAAUACUGGUGUUCAGCAGAGAAUGGAUUCAAAGCCACUGUCAAUGCUAGUGCCUAUCUUGAUGUGCAUUGUAAGUAAUUUGGCAAAAGUCAUUGAUUUUAUGAUCAUUGUGGUUCAGGGUCCCAAGCUCAUCUUGUUUCAGAGAUGCUAUUCUCAACAUGGUCUCCCGAAACAAAAAUUUGGUCACCAGAAAGGAAGGGGGGCAAAUGAAAGAGGCAUCUUUUUCGCAGUGGUACAUAAUAUGUCAAUUAAAUGUCACACCUUCUUCCGCACCCCCCUUUUUAACCAUGGCAAAGCCACAACAAUUUGGGCAAUUUGGUUCAGAAUAAGUCGCUCAAUUGUUUUAUUACUCGCCAAUGACCAAAAGGGUUGCAGCUUGGAGCACUGCAGUUAUGUCUAAGCUGUUAAAGGGUAGUACUGUAACCCUUUGACUUACCCCUUUGACUUUUUUGACAAGCAACCAAUUCCUCCUUACAAUAACACACCUGAAUCAAAGAUUAAGGCACGAGAAUAAAGGAAAUGAUCACCAACUAAAGAAUCUAUUGAUUGUUAAAGAAAUUCUCCUUAUCAGCACCUUUGGAAAUGUAUAGAGAACAGUAUGGAGAAUAUGCAUACUGAUGUUAGGGUGUAAACGGUCAACAUCGAAUAUUCGUCCCUUUCAGUCGCACCAAGUCUCACGGGUGAAAAGGUUAACAAGACGGUCAAUGAAUCUGAUGAAGUGACUCUCCAUUGCGAUGCAAUUGGUAACCCUGCACCAAGGAUAACGUGGAUUAAGGAUGGGAAACCUGUGGCUUAUGGCGAUACACUACGCUUCACAGCUCUGAGGAAUGAUUCCGGAAUAUACCUGUGUUUGGCAGAUAACGGGUUGAAUGUCACUGUCAAAACGAGAACUCACCUUAAUGUACAAUGUGAGUAUUUAUUUGACAGUUAAAGAGUUGGAAUUCUCAACCAAGUUUUUUUCCUUCUGCAAAUGAAUUUAAGAGAUCGGUUGUUUUUUGUUGCCGAGGGGGUGGAGAUGGGGUUCGUAGUCUUUUGGUUGUCACACAGCAAAAUUCGCCUGUUCCCCCAUAGGGCUCUGAUGUAUUCUAUUUACCUCGUGGAUCAAUAUCAGUAUCUGGACAACUGCCCACCUACCCCUCCCUUAACCCAACAUUAACCCUUAGUUGUUAUCAAUUGACUGUUGUUGAGUUAGGGGAGGGGUGGGUGGGCAGUUGCUCAGAUACUGAUAUUGAUCCGACCUCCCCUCAUUUGCAGUCAAUUUUCCAUAGUACCCCCUUCAUGCUUUCUUUUGACAACCAUACCUCCCUCCUCCUCCCAGAAAACCAUGUGAUUCCUCUCCCAAAUCCCUCAACCCUCCCCAAGCAAUACGUAAUGACUGUUACCUAACAAGACUGUUUGAGAGAGAGGUGAAGAAAAACCGAUACAUUCCGGUUUUAAUUUCGACACUCGAUUUAAAAGUGUUGUGACAGAGCAGUAACUGGAUGAGUAAGAAAAUGCUUUAGUUAUGUUAUCACAAAUCUACUUUAGAUUGAGAAAUCUUCUGAUUAGCGCAACUUAAUUUACAUAAUAUCUUGUUAAAUUUCAUGGAUUAAAUUGUCAUAAGCUAGCUGCAAACUUAACCCCUUCUUUUAUAGAUCCUCCAAGCUUCUCCAUAAAACCUUCUGACAAAACUGUCGCAGAGGCUGAUGACGUAACGUUUACCUGUAAUGCAACCGGUAACCCAACCCCAAAGAUAGUGUGGAUCAAGGAUGGUACGACUGUGUCUCAUGGGGAAACUUUGAGUUUGACGCCGAAUAAGGGUGAAUCUGGAGAGUACUGGUGUUCUGCGGAGAAUGGACUGGGUCCUGCUAUCAACACAAGUGCCUAUCUUGAUGUACAAUGUGAGUAAAAACAUGACACGAGUAUGUUAUCUUACGAUUGCAAUUCUCUGAUUUAGCAGCGGAUAAACGCACGCACUAGUUGCAAAACAAUGAUCUUCUCCGGUCCAUUGUAGUUCCAGCAAACCUAACAACUACACCAGUAAAUCAAACUGUCCUCGAAGGAGAAACAGCCACAUUGGAUUGUGCAGCCUCUGGUAACCCAACACCAAACAUAUCUUGGAUCAAGGAUGGGAUUACUGUGGGUAAAGGAGAUCACCUCAGCUUAGUAGUCAACAGGAAUCAGUCCGGAAAUUACUGGUGUGUGGCAGAAAAUGGAUUUCAAACUAUUGCCAAUGCUAGUGCCUAUCUGAAUGUGCUGUGUAAGUAUCAAAUGGUUGUUUUAAGUACUUACUUGAUAGUGUAAAUUCCGGUUGCAUGUUGUAAACGAAAACCAAAGUUAUCUCGAUGGCCAUUUACAACAAAGGAAAAUAUAACAGGAGCGAGGAAAGAGACCUAUGCGCAGUAAAACGUUGAUUGUCAAGUCACAAUCACUUUUGAGUUUUACGCCUUUGAUUGGUGCGGAGUAUUGAAAAGUUUCCAAAACCAUGAAUGAACACAAUGGAGCAAAAUUUGUUGAGUUCCGGAUUUCUACUAAUAUCACUUCAAAAUGGCUUCAGUACGCAACAUAAUCGGUCAAUUUGACCUUUUCAAAUCAUUUGAGAAUAUUCUUCGUCCCAUACCGGGAGGUACAAUGUUAUUUUUAUAAUUUCCGUAUUAUUAAUUGUCUCCGGACUUCGUGCGUGAGACGUCUUCAGCAUUUUAUUGUUAUCCAAUGGUUAUUUAUUCGAUUUACAGUUGCACCGAGCAUUACAGUCCGACCGACUAAUCAAACCGUUGAAGAGGGUGGCGUAGCUACGUUCAACUGCAGUGCCAUCGGAAACCCAGUCCCAAAUAUAACCUGGAUUAACAAUGGGAAGACUGUGGCUCAGGGAAACACACUGAAUAUUGAUGCCAACAGGAAUAAUUCUGGAAGAUACUGGUGUUUAGCAGAUAACGGAUUGAAACCAAUUGUCAACGCUAGUGCCAAUCUUGAUGUGCAAUGUAAGUUCGUGAUAGAUAUUAGGUUAAUGGAACAGUAAAACGAGAGAAGUCCAACAACUUAGUGGCAAGAAUGAAUUAAAUGUAUACAAGGAUGGCUAGAUUUGCAAAGGCAAGGAUUGAAAAUUGUGAACUAAAAAAAUUCAAAGUGAGGUGGCUCUGUAAAGAAUAAUAAUUGUAUGAACGUCAUUUAUAUCUUUUCAAUUUUUACUUUUUCAGUUUCACCGAGUAUUACCAUUAAGCCAACUGACAAGACUAUUACCGAGGGCGACAUGGUAGCAUUCCGCUGCGCGGCUAGUGGGAAUCCAAUUCCAGAGAUAAAAUGGAUCAAAGAUGGGAAGACUUUGGCUGAGGGUGACACACUUAGCCUUAAAACAAACAGAACUCAAGCUGGAAAGUACUGGUGUUCAGCGCAGAAUGGAGUGAAGCCUGCAGUUAAUGCUAGCGCCAAUCUUGAUGUUCAGUGUAAGUACACAGGGUUGUAGAUAAGAGCCGGUAGCCGGCGAAGUAGGCCGGCUUCUCUGCUAGGUUUCGUCGGCUACUUUCAUUGCUUCUAGAACCCGAAGAGAGAUGAUGUUCAUCAGGUCUAAACUUGGGCUCAAAAAAAAAAAAUUUUCACUGCCUAUCUUUUCUGAAAACAUAAAAAGACUUCUGACUCAAGGUUAGUCUAAAAACGUUCUGAUGGGGACUGGCUUUUUGACAAAUCUUGCAGCGGUGGCAGGAAAGUACGAAAGAUAUGACGUUUUGUCCGCCAUAUUGGAUUUCGAGACCCACAACCGGUUACCUUUAAAAAAGCUCCGGCUACUUAAAACCUUAAAGAAAACCCUGGUACAAUAUAAUUAUACCACAAGAAUAUGGUGAACAUCAGGGGUUCGAAAUUAUGCUUGUUACGCAGGCACACAGAGAUGAUCGAUCUUUUUUUAGUCAGUCUGCAGUUGUAACAAUCUGUUCAUCGCAGGGUCCGAUUCAUGACACUUUUUGCCCAAAAGCGGUUAUAGGACCUUUAUUUUUUACCUCAUUUUCCUUUUCGUAAACGAUCACCAAUCUAGUAUUUAAAACCGCUAGGAAAAAAAAUGGUUUAUUGCUCACUCUGUUUUGCUUUUAUCCAUUGUUUCAGUUCCACCAAGCUUUACUGCGAGACCAAGCAACCAAACUGUUGUCGAGGGAAUGAAUGUAACUUUCCUUUGCACUGCCACUGGGAACCCAACUCCGACUUUAACGUGGAUGAAAGAUGGGAGUUCUGUGGCUGAAGGAGAGACUCUCGGCUUUGAAACCAGCAGGAAUGAUUCUGGAAAAUAUUGGUGUUUGGCUAAGAAUGGGCUGGGUGAAGCUAUCAAUACAACUGUCUAUCUUGAUGUACAAUGUAAGUUUAAAAAGAAACAAGAAAAGUAUUUUCACAAAAAAUAUUAUGACAAUGCCAACGAAGUGAAAAAAAAAUUCAAUUCGUGCCGUGUAACUUGGCUGAAUUUGUGUAUGUUCCAAAACACUAGAAACAUGAAAAAGGCGAGAGAAGCGAUAUGAAUAUCAUAUCUGCAAACCUCCUUUGAAGAUCUUCCUGUAGCCGAUAGUGAUAUCCUUUCGUGAUGUUAAAAUUAAAGGAAACCUGAGCUUUUUUUAAUGUGACAAUUCCCGAUUCCCACACUUUAACAUCCUGUCUCUAUCGAGAGACACUAGUGCGUUAGGAAUAAGACCGAAAGCAAAUAGGAAUGGCUAACUCAGAGAGGGGAUUGGAAUAUAUUGUAAAUGGAAACUUGAUUGGUUUUCAAUUUAUUGUUGAGAUGAACAAGUCGUAACUCGGCUGCGUAAUUGAAAACUUAUAUCCUUUUAUUCAUCACUAAGUUUCCCCGAGUAAUAUCAGCCAACCAACGGAUAAGACUGUUAUUGAGGGAGAUAUGGCAACCUUCCAGUGUACUGCCACUGGCAACCCAGCUCCUAAUAUAACGUGGAAGAAAGAUGGGAAGACUGUGGCUGAAGGAGACACACUUAGCUUCAAACCGAACAGAACUCAAUCUGGAAAAUACUGGUGUUUGGCAGAUAACGGAUUGAAGCCUCCUGUAAAUACCAGCGCCAAUCUUGAUGUCCAGUGUAAGUACUUUAGCAUUGUACUUUCUUGA